ACUUCACUUUACAGGAAAGAGACUGCUCUAAAACUCCCAACUGCCACUGCUUCCUCUCCCACAGAAAUGACAGGAGAGCCCAGAAUCGCGGAGUCUUGCCGUAACCCAAAAUGGCAACCAUCUCUCAUUUUCAGUCCGUACAAUGACGUCAUAGAGCGACAAUGCCGCACCCUCUCACUGAGGUUUUACAACAUUUCCCAGGAUGCUUUGCCAACGGCGACGCUAUUCAGCGGCGCCGACGGAAGAGCACCUGACUGAGCGGAAGUAGAGAUCUCAGAGGCGAGGAAGGUGAGGACGAGAGGAACUGUGAAGCUUUUCAGCUUCACCUCCCUCACUGAUUCAGCAUGGGGGAUAAGUCGGAGAACUGUAGGGUUCCAGAGGAUCUGUUCACUGGUUUGAAAGUUACAGAUCCCCAGGAAGCAGAGUGUGUUAACCCUCCAGUAUCCAGUGCCAAAGAACAUCAUUCCCGGAGCGAGCUGCUCAAGGAUGUCGAGGCCCAGCCCCAGGAGGACCAGGGAGAGGAGGAGUGCUUUCAUGAUGCCAGUACCUCAUUUGAGACGGAGGAGCCAGGAGUGGACAAGAUUGAGAACAAACCUGAGGAUGAUAUGAAUUCCUCUGAACUAGAUGAAGAAUAUCUAAUGGAACUGGAAAAGAACAUGCCAGAUGAAGAGAAAAAGAGAAGGAGAGAAGAGAGCUCUAGACUAAAGGAGGAGGGAAAUGAGCACUUUAAGAAGGGAGAUUACAUAGAAGCCGAAAGUUCUUAUACUCGAGGCCUUCAGAUAUGUCCCUCCUGCUUCCAGAAAGACCGGUCUGUUCUGUUUUCAAACAGAGCUGCGGCAAGGAUGAAACAGGACAAGAAAGAGAUGGCCAUCAGUGACUGCAGCAAAGCAAUUCAGUUAAACCCCAGCUACAUCAGGGCAAUACUGAGGAGAGCAGAGUUGUAUGAGAAGACUGACAAGCUGGAUGAAGCCCUGGAAGACUAUAAAUCCAUAUUAGAAAAAGACCCAUCAGUACAUCAAGCAAGAGAAGCUUGCAUGAGAUUACCUAAACAAAUUGAAGAACGUAAUGAAAGGCUGAAGGAAGAGAUGUUAGGUAAACUAAAAGAUCUUGGGAACUUGGUUCUCCGGCCUUUUGGACUCUCCACAGAGAAUUUCCAGAUCAAACAGGAUUCUUCUACUGGCUCCUACUCCAUCAAUUUUGUUCAAAAUCCAAAUAACAACAGAUAACAAAAAUAACAAUAGCUUUUAUAGCUGGCUUGGAAGUUGUGUGCUGCUUGUAUUAGCAAGGGGAAAGGCCCUGCCAGUGUUUUAACUUCUAAAAGCAUCUGAUCUCAGAGACAGGCUGUCUUGUAGAGCCCAGCACUCCCUUUUCUCCCUUGUUUACGAUCAGGGUGAAAUGCGCUUCCUGAUACAGUGAGCCUUAUUUGAUUUCCAUUUUACGGUGGUGUCCGUGCUGCUGCUGCACUGGUUCUGGCUGUCCUUUGUUUUGUCCAGGAGAAAGCCUGCUUAUCGAGACUCACCUCCCUGAGCUCCACAAACACAAACCCAGCUGGAGUCUCCUGGGCCAAGCAAACCUGCCAGGCAGAGACUACCCAGCCACGUGUGAUGGGGUCCCUGCCUGCUGUCCCCUCACCCCGAUCGCACACACCGCCCUGCGUGGGCUCCAGCAUCUCCUAGUUUCCUCUGGUAAUAAAUGCUUUCUGUGACAGUCUGAGCUGGGUUGUGAAUUUUGUCCCCAAAAUGAGAGCUAGAGCAGAAGGUGUCCUGGCUGUAGGAGGCGGUGUUGAUUUUGAGCACAGUCCAGUCCUCCCAGAGCCUUAGCUGCCACCUUGAAGAUGAUAUGGAGGAGCUGAGCAUCCACCACGUACUAAGAUUUAGAAACCUCACCUCACAAGCCGUCUCAGGCCUCUCCAGAUUUGUGCAGAUGCAUAUGAAAUCAGUGUUUUUGACCAAGUACCAGUCUUAGUGAUUUCAACUUAAAACAACUUCGUUUAGGAAUGCUGGUAUGUGAAUCCCAGAACAAAACUGUAUUCUUUUAGACUCCAUGAACCCAGAAGUUUCAAAGGUAGUUUUUUCUAAUCCUCAAUGCUGGUGAAAAGCUUUUUGAUUGUUAUGAGUUAAGUGUUAAAGGCAGUGACAUUCAGGUUUCAUGUUAGAAAUGAAGUACAUGUAUAAUUCUGUAAGUGACAUGCUGGAGGCCUCUUCCCAGUAUUAAGAAUUUUGCUGUUCUUUUGAUCAGUUCCUCAAAGCCUCUUAGCGUGUGUUGUUAGGCAGUGGAAUGAUCUGCUGUAUCCACACUGUGGUUUGCUAAGCCCCUCUCCCAGGUUUUUUGGCAGGGGCAGCAUAGGAGAUCUUGGCUCCCCAACCAAGAUUGAGCCCAUACCCCCUGCAGUAGAAGCACUGGACCCCCAGGGAAGUCCUUUCUCCUAGAUGGAAAUGAACUUCUUCAUGCAGUUUAUAAGGGGGAAGGGGAGAAGGAAAAAGAAUGUGGUUAAUUUUGCUUUGCUGUCUUUAUGAUAAAUCUGGCAUCUAAUUUUUCCUAGAAGGUGUGUGAGAAAUCACACAAGUAGCACAGAAAUCGUGGCUGAAAGCUGCCUGGUCCAGCCGGCGGUGCUGCAUGCUCCCUGCGCGACAGCACCCUGCUGGCCCAGCACUCCACCAACCUCUGAUCUCAGCACUACUCCACGCUCAGAACAGUGUAAGGAGGGGACUUCCCCGGCAGUCCUGUGGUUAAGACUCCAUGCUUCCACUGCAAGAGGCAUGGGUUCAGUCCCUGGUCAGGAAACUAACCUCCCACGUGUCACACUGUGCUGCCAAAAAAAUAAAGCAAAAAAAAAAAAAUUUAAACAGCACUUUGAUUUAUGUGGACUAAUCUCUUGAUAUUUAUCAAUAUUUAUAUAGAAAUUAAAAUAGAAAUUUUAAAAAUAUUCCUUUAAAAUAAUUUAUUUUUUUGUUAAUAAGUUAUUUCAUAACCACUAUGAAAAGUUUUGACCUCAUGGACCCUGAAAGGGUCCCAGGAACCCUUGAGGAGCCUUGGACCACCUUGAAAGUCAUUUUGUCAGAUUAUGGUGGCCUGUAUUUACCUCAUGUUAUAAGAUGUAUGAUUUAUAAGUCUGUGAUGCUUUUGUCACCCCACAAAAAAGGUAUACCAGAAUAGACUUCUGAGGUAAUCCACGCUGUAACAUUUAUUUUUAUGCCAGUGACAUUGCAGUGGAUCACAAAAAUUUUAGAUCCCCUUCUAGAAUUUCCUUGAAGACUCAAACACAUUUUUAAAAGUAUUACUUAUUCCCUGUCUGCUUCCAUGAAUAGACCUUGAGCUUCUGGAAGGUAAGGGAGAUAUUUAUCUUCUUAAUAGCACCUACUGCUUUACUAGAAACUAAGUAAACUGUUGUUAAAGGAUAUUCAUUCCACAAGAAGUCUCAGCGUGAACAAUCAUUCUAUCCAAACGUCUCUAGAUUCUGUGGCCUUUCUUUCUUUCUUUUAGUACCUGUGUUGGUUGUUUGGUUUUUUGCAGCUUAAAAAGACAUUUGUAAAGGAGUCCCUUAAGGCUGGUUGAGCCCAUGUUGUGCAGCCACACAGAAUAUCCUCAGAUGGUGAUCAUUCACCCUGGCCUGUAAACAUAACGCCUCCUAUUUUUGUACUUUCAUUUCUGCAUCUUGGAUAUUUACAGGUAUUUGCUUUGAGACUCUCAGAAAUCCCCAGCUUGUCCUCUGGUUUCAUGCUCCCCUCCAUCUUCCAGGUCACCUUAUGUUCUCUAUUUGUGUGUCCACACUGUCGUAGCCACCUCCUGGUUCUCAGCUGAGCAGCUUUUUCAUUCAUGGGAGCCUCUGCAGUAGGCUUACCCAGGGCUUGGCUCUGUUAUAGUCACUUGGGUGACUACUUGGGUGGUAGUUUUUCUGUGCAGAGUGUAUUGUGGAUUUAGUUCAUUUUGCACACAUCAUGGAUCUGAAGUAUGGGUAAAUCCUGUUUUUAAAAUCCAAACUUUUUCUAAGAACUCCUUUUCUACGUUUCCCUUCCAUCACAAGCACUGCAGCUGGGUUUUUUCCCUAUCCUUUUGCUCCUUGUCUGACCCACUGCCCAGAUACCAUAACUUAAGUUACCGUGCUUACUGGACUAGAGAAUGUUACGGCAUGCUGAGAUGCUGAGGCGGGGAGUGGCUGAGCCCGCUAGGUUAUGAGCUGAGCGUUGCAGCACGGGGCCUGUGUUUGAGCUGCAGUAAGAUGAGACCUCCCACACUGGCCCUGCAGAGUGUCUCAGGUAGAGUCACCGGUGUGAGUGUCUGUUUAGUCCUACAGCACUUGGUGCAGUUGCAGACAGAGAACUGCUUGAGGAAAUGUGGCUGGGCCUGGUGAUUAUUUCUGGUGCUCCUUGAUCUCUGUGCUGGUGUCCGAGCCUGUUGCUGAGUUUCUCACAGCUCUCAAUCCAGACUGCUUUAGAAAGAGGCACAGGGACUUUAUGGAGGCGUGUUACUGUCAGGCUGGGCUGGCGUGGAAUGGGGAGCUGGCAGUGGCUGUUAAAUCUGAGCCCCAUUAGAAGGUGUAUUCGGAAGGUUAUCUGUUCCCAAGAGCUAAUGAGCACACCUGCAAAUUGCCUUACAACCAGUUUAGCAAAACUUGGAAUGUCAAAGGGGAAAGCUAUGACAGGAGGCCAAGGAGGAUGGAAAGAAGUUAAUGGCUGCUUUAAUCUUGAGAAGGAUCUUUAAAGGACAGGACUCAGUAACCUUCCAAGACCAGAGUGUAAAUCUGAGAUACCACCCGGACAGGAGCCCUCAGCAGCUUAAACUCACUUCCUCGUCAGCUCUGUGCGCUCACCUGUGGGGAAGGAGGGCCAUGGCUGCCAGAGCUCAGUCUCGCUGAGCCUGCAGCCCCGGGGUCACUGCCAGCCCACAGUGCUGUCCUUGUUGCUCUCAGAUCACUUCCGCCUUUGACCCUGCCUUUCUUCUUCCAGCACUGAGAUCUUCCUCUAAUCCUCCUAUGGGUGUAUACUGUGUACCUGAUAACACAUUCCCACACCCUAGGAAAAAUCUCCUGGAAGCAAUUUCAGUGAGAUGUUCCUCAUCCUUUGCAGCCUACUCCUCUCUGCACUUCAGUAGUAAGCAGCUUAGUCCUUCUGUCAUCUGGAUUGCCUUUAGAAAAGGAAGCAUUGAUAUGUGAACAUUCCACCAGAAGUGGCUGGAAAGUCUUUCUUCAGGGAAGCUGCACAGCUAAUGCGGAGAAUGGCAGUUUCCAGUCACUCUGUUGUGUGGAGAGCAGCCUUGAGCUCACACUAGACUGAGUCCAUUAAUACUCCUGAAAAUGAGAAAUGGGUUACUUGCUACCAGCCAGCCCAUAGAGCAUCAGAGUGACUGCUUAAGAACUUCCAAAGGGCAAUCAAGGAAACUAAUGAGGUUAGUUUAUGAAAACUAGUGAGGAUGUCCUCGUAUUUCAGAGUAUCAAAAAUUUCGGUCUUCCUGUGAGUCAGUAAUUUUUUAAGGUAAAGAUGGGUACAUGGGCUUUAUUUCUUAUACUAGUCUGCCUUUACAGAUGUUUGAAAUAUUCUAGGAUUAAAAAAAUACUCCAUUUUCUUCUAAUUUCUCAACCCUCUGAGGGCUGCAAGCUAGGAAUAAACUCAGAAUUUCUAUCAGCCAGACUAGAAUUAAGACUCCCUAGAGCUUUCCUUUAGCCUUAGCUAAAGAACCGCAGGGCCUGUCACCCCACUGCCAGGGAGGCCCACAGCUGCUAAUCUGUGGUUCAGAUGGAGUCCCAGCUGCUAGUUCUACCUUGCUAAAAUAAAAAAAAAAUACAGCCUACCCAGAUGGCAACCCCAAGUCAGGCACUGGGGCUCCUCCAGACAUGCAUUGAUUGACACAUGUGAAGGGAAUCAACCCAGAUGCUCUUCAGGAAGCCUUUAGUUCCAGGUGUGAGGAGCCAGAUCUGCAGACAGUGGAACCUCCUAGUACCAGGUGGAGUGCUGGGCCAGCGGAGGUCCGCAUCUGACGCCCCACCCCAUCACACCAGGCACACGGUGCCCUCCAAGUCAGAAAUGGGCAAGCAUGGACGUCGUCAAGCAAACUAAAGGCGACCAGGGUUGCGAAGCAAGGGAACAGUGUGAGGUGGGAAAGUGUUUACAUUUCAAAGGAUGGAGGCUUUGGAGGACUCUCUGGUACUUGGUCUCAAGGACCUAGGACUGGUGUAGGGAUAGUUUGACUGCCCAGAAUAGAUAUGCUAUCUGCAGCGCUACCUCAGGGAGUUAGCUGGGAGACAAAGUCUUAUUUCCAAGAGCUGUGACUGACUGGAUUCUCAGGGCUUCAGAGGCCAGGAGGCAGCUUUUCCAGCCGCUCCCUUUCUACUGGCAUGAAAGCAGCUCUGUGAGGCAGGUUCUGUAAAGUCGCUUUGUGUCUCACUGAAGCCCCUGGCCAUGCUUUCCUAGGGCAGGGACACGUCAGGUUCCUCUUUACCUCAGGGCACUGCCCAUUGCUGAAUCCGUUUGCCUCCAUUAGAUUACAGGUGUGGGUGGUCUGCUCAGUAUCCACAGGCAUCAGGCACAGGCAGAAUUCAGAAAAGUAAGAGUAUUCCCUGAGUGAACUAUUCUAUAGAGUUCCCUGAUGUCACCUGUGUUUUUGGCCUUGGCUGAAUAGGAACUUGAGCUAGUUGAGUUAGACACCUAUUUUCCAUACCUCAUCUUGGCCAGUGUGGCCUCUAAGUGAUUCUUCUGUCAAUAAGGUAACUGAUAGAACUAAGAUUAAAAUCCAUGUCUCUACUGAGUAAAGCAGGUUAUUCAGAUAGAAGCAUCAUCCUAAUAUCACCCACUCACUUUGCCUCCUGUAUGUCAGGUUGCUUCUAAAACCGUGCUCCACAU
Messenger RNA from Odocoileus virginianus texanus, 6836 nucleotides. It is a transcript of the gene TTC1, whose product is annotated as tetratricopeptide repeat domain 1. The record is from RefSeq and is a predicted model, not a curated record. Lineage: Eukaryota; Metazoa; Chordata; Mammalia; Artiodactyla; Cervidae. Gene Ontology annotation, molecular function: protein binding.